CAUUUAGAUAAACCGAACGAGUUAAUUAUAAAAGUCGCGAACUUUUUAUCAGUUGUAUCAGUUAACCACUGGACUCCACAACAAUAACAAUGUUCUCCAAGGUGCUGUGCUUCGCCGCUCUGGUGGCUAUAGUAGCCGCUCAGUCUGACCAUGGUCACCAUGAGCACCACCACGGCUACUCCUCGCAGCACAUCUCGCGCCACGAUGGCAAAGCUGAGAAAGUCAGCGUUAAAGGACACGAUGGACAUGAACACCACUAUGAUUACUAUGCCUAUCCUAAAUACGAUUUCGAAUACAAAGUAGAGGACAAACACACCGGCGACCUCAAGACCCAGCACGAGACCCGCGACGGAGACGUCGUGAAGGGCUACUACUCCCUGCACGAGCCUGAUGGUUCCGUCAGAGACGUCCACUACCACAGCGACAAGCACACCGGGUCAUUUGCCACUGGGAUUGAUAAGAAUAACAUAACAAUUAAAAUGUUUACCAAGGUUCUGUGCCUCGCUGCUCUACUGGCCGCAGUGGCCGCCCAGUCCGACCACGGCCACCACGGCCACCACCACGGCUACUCCUCGCAGCACAUCUCGCGCCACGACGGCAAACCUGAGAAAGUCACUGUUCAAGUAAAAGACAAACACGGACAUCAUGAACUUCACUACGAUUAUUAUGCCCACCCUAAGUACGAGUUCGAGUACAAAGUGGAGGACAAGCACACCGGAGACCUCAAGAGCCAGCACGAGACCCGCGACGGAGAUGCUGUGAAGGGCUACUACGCCCUGCACGAGCCUGAUGGUUCCGAAAGACACGUCGACUACCACAGCGACAAGCACACUGGGUUCCACGCCACCGUGAAGCACAACACCCACCACAUCGUCCCAGAGCACCACCAUCACCACUAAACAAUGAUAUAAUUUGUAUUAGGUACUUACUAAGAUACUGUUUUUGAUGUGUUUGUAAAUAAAUUUGUUAUUAUUUGUCUA
Messenger RNA from Ostrinia nubilalis (European corn borer), 980 nucleotides. RefSeq names its product histidine-rich glycoprotein-like. The coding region runs from base 90 to 899 and encodes 269 amino acids. NCBI's taxonomy places the organism in Eukaryota, Metazoa, Arthropoda, Insecta, Lepidoptera, Crambidae. The transcript is spliced from 7 exons. Gene Ontology annotation, cellular component: extracellular matrix. The record is from RefSeq and is a predicted model, not a curated record.